Molecule: messenger RNA, 1758 nt
Organism: Terrapene triunguis (Three-toed box turtle)
Lineage: Eukaryota; Metazoa; Chordata; Testudines; Emydidae
Product: hexokinase-2-like
Exons: 11
Biological process (GO): glucose 6-phosphate metabolic process; glycolytic process; intracellular glucose homeostasis
Cellular component (GO): mitochondrion; cytosol
Molecular function (GO): mannokinase activity; fructokinase activity; ATP binding
Source: RefSeq, a predicted model, not a curated record
AUGCAAAGCUCCCUACAGCCCCUGUGCCUGUCGCUGGAGACGCUCCGUCGGGUUAAGGACCGCAUGUUGGAGGCCAUGGAGCGAGGCCUGAGCCACCGGACGCACACCCAAGCCACAGUGCGCAUGCUGCCCACCUUCAUCCGCGCCACCCCGGACGGCACCGAGAGAGGCGAAUUCCUGGUGCUGGAGCUAGGAGACACCGAUUUGCGGGUGCUGCUGAUGGAGCUGUCGGGGGACACGUGCCAGAAGGUGACGGUGAAGGACCGGCACUUUCCUCUGUCAGACGCAAUCGUGCAGGGCCCUGGCGAGAAGCUCUUUGCCUUCAUGGCGACAUGCCUGUGUGAGUUCCUGGACGGGCUCCGCACGCGCCAGACGGACUUCGAGCUGGGCUUCUCCUUCCCCUUCAGCUGCAGGCAGACACGGCUGGACCAGGGCUACCUGAUCUCCUGGACAAAAGGCUUCAAAUGCCCCGGCGUGGAGGGGAGAGACGUGGUGGAGUUACUGCAAAGUGCCAUCAACAAGCAAGCUCGCUACCAUAUCAAGGUCAUCGCUGUGGUGAACGACACCACGGGCACCAUGAUGAGCUGCGAUGCCAGUGCAGGGCCGUGCGAGGUCGGCCUGGUUGUCGACGCUGGCACCAACAGCUGCUUCAUGGCGGAGGCGCGGCACGUGGAGGUGGUGGAGGAGAGCGACGGCCGGAUGGGCGUGGUCACCGAAUGGGGCUCCUUUGGGGACAACGGCGCCUUGAACGACGUACUGAGCCCCUAUGACCACCAGGUGGACCAGGGCUCCCUGAACCCAGGGAAGCAGAGGUUCGAGAAGAUGAUCGGUGGCUUGUACUUGGGCGAAAUCGUCCGGCACAUUCUGGUCGAGCUCUUCAGCGGUCACACGACUCCUGCCCUCCUGACCAAGGGGUUGGUCCAGACCCAGGACAUCCUGGAGAUCACAGACGAGCAGGUGGGACUGGCCACGGCGCAGCGUGUCCUGCGGGCGCUGGGGCUGGAGGCGAGCGACCAGGACUGCUUCAGUAUGCAGCAGGUGUGCAGCGCCGUCUGCCUUCGCGCCGCCGGCCUGUGCGCCGCCGGCCUGGCCGCCAUCCUCAGCCACAUGUGCAGGAACCGGGAGCUGCCGUGCCUGAAGACCAGCGUGGCCGUGGACGGAGCCGUGUUCCGGGCCCGUGGCAAGUUCAGCGAGACGCUGCAGCAGCUGGUGAAGCCGCUGGCUCCCGAGUGCGAGGUCACCUUGGUGCAGUCGGACGAUGGCAGCGGCAAGGGGAUUGCCAUGGUGGCUGCAGUGGCAUCUAGGCUGGCAGCCCAGCGCCUCCAGGUGAACCAAACCCUGGCACUGCUGCAGCUCUCGCCCGAUGCCCUGGGCAAGGUGCAGGCCUUGCUGAGACGGGAGAUGGAGCUGGGGCUGAAGAAGGAGACACACGCUAUGUCCUCCGUCCGCAUGCUGCCCACCUACAUCUGUGCCACGCCCGACGGCUCGGAGAGAGGCGACUUCUUGGCGCUGGACCUGGGAGGGACCAACUUCCGGGUGCUGCUGGUGAAGGUGCACAGCCGGGAGCAGGGCGGCGUGCAGAUCCUCAGCGAGGUGUACUCCAUCCCGCCGAACGUGGCCCAGGGCCCCGGCACCCAGCUCUUUGACCACAUUGUUGAGUGCAUCGUGGACUUCCAGACCAAGCAGGGCAUGAUGGGCCACACGCUGCCGCUCGGCUUCACCUUCUCCUUCCCCUGCCAGCAGACCAGCCUGGACCAG